CCUUUCCCAGCCCUUUUCCAUCCCCUUUUCCAACCCCUUUUUCCAGCCCCUUUUUCCAGCCACUUUCCAGCGGCCGUGACCGCCGGAGGACGCGGGGGGAGGGGGGAGUGUGAAAUUCCCACUCCAAGGGUGGGAUCGGGAUGGGAUUAACCCUUCCCAGGGCUGGGGCUGGAAAUUCCCACUCCAGGGCCGGGAUCGGGAUGGGAUUAACCCUUCCCAGGGCUGGGAGUGUGGAAUUCCCACUCCAAGGGUGGGAUCGGGAUGGGAUUAACCCUUCCCUGGGCUGGGAUUAACCCUUCCCUGGGCUGGGGCUGGAAAUUCCCACUCCAAGGGUGGGAUCGGGAUGGGAUUAACCCUUCCCAGGACUAGGAGUGUGGAAUUCCCACUCCAAGGGUGGGAUCGGGAUGGGAUUAACCCUUCCCUGGGCUGGGAGUGUGGAAUUCCCACUCCAAGGGUGGGAUCGGGAUGGGAUUAACCCUUCCCAGGGCUGGGGCUGGAAAUUCCCACUCCAAGGGUGGGAUCGGGAUGGGAUUAACCCUUCCCAGGGCUGGGGCUGGAAAUUCCCACUCCAAGGCCGGGAUCGGGAUGGGAUUAACCCUUCCCAGGGCUGGGAGCGUGGAAUUCCCACUCCAAGGCCGGGAUCGGGAUGGGAUUAACCCUUCCCAGGGCUGGGGCUUGAAAUUCCCACUCCAGGGCCGGGAUCGGGAUGGGAUUAACCCUUCCCAGGGCUGGGAGUGUGGAAUUCCCACUCCAAGGGUGGGAUCGGGAUGGGAUUAACCCUUCCCAGGGCUGGGAGUGUGGAAUUCCCACUCCAAGGGUGGGAUCGGGAUGGGAUUAACCCUUCCCAGGGCUGGGAGUGUGGAAUUCCCACUCCAAGGGUGGGAUCGGGAUGGGAUUAACCCUUCCCAGGGCUGGGAGUGUGGAAUUCCCACUCCAGGGCCGGGAUCGGGAUGGGAUUAACCCUUCCCUGGGCUGGGGCUGGAAAUUCCCACUCCAGGGCCGGGAUCGGGAUGGGGUUAACCCUUCCCAGGGCUGAGAGUGUGGAAUUCCCACUCCAAGGGUGGGAUCGGGAUGGGAUUAACCCUUCCCUGGGCUGGGGCUGGAAAUUCCCACUCCAAGGGUGGGAUCGGGAUGGGAUUAACCCUUCCCAGGGCUGGGAGUGUGAAAUUCCCACUCCAGGGCCGGGAUCGGGAUGGGAUUAACCCUUCCCUGGGCUGGGGCUUGAAAUUCCCACUCCAAGGGUGGGAUCGGGAUGGGAUUAACCCUUCCCAGGGCUGGGAGUGUGGAAUUCUCCAAGCUCCGGCUCAUCCCAGCUCCCCCAGUCCCUCGGGAUCGGGACACCGAGCACCUGGAUCUGCCUCUGGACCCCCGGUGACCCCAUUCCCGAAAUCCCGAGUUUAUCCCGGUCCCCCGUGGGGACCUCUUGGAUCCAAAGGGAGAAGGGGAAGGCAGCGGGAUGGGGCCACCUCCUGUCCCUGCAUCCAUGGAAACACCGGGAAUCCGGGGCCCCCCGGGAUCCCGGAGACGGGACACGGGCACAUCCAGAGCCUCGGGAUCAGGAGGAUCCAUGGCCGGAACCUGGGAACGUCCCUGUGCCCAUCCCGGUUAUCCCAAACCUCCCGCUUGCCUCAGCAUCCAGAGGCAUCGGGGCCACGUUUGGGACGGGAUGCGGAAAACCAGGAUAAGAAAACCACAGAUUCCCCUUCCCAGCAUCAUCUCCCCUGGGAAGGGAAAACAUAAAGAAUUGACAGGGAAUUUUUAAGGAUGAAACCCUUAAUUACCAAAAAUUCCUUCGGAUCCCAAGGCAGCCCCAGUUUUCCUCUCAUUUUUCCCCCAUUCAUGCCUCAGUUUCCGCUGUUUUCCCCCUGUUUCCGCCCCCUUUCCCACCGGGAUAACGACCUUUCCUCCCGCUCCCGGCGGUUCACAGGAGUCGGGAUGAGCCCUGGGAUGAGCUUCCCCCACGGCAGGAAUUUUAAGUCGCUCCGAUGGAUUGUAAAUAUUUGGGAUACGGCUGACGGGGAAGAUUUAAACGCUUUAAGAGGGGAAAAAUUGGCUCAAGAUUCCUGAAUCCCUCGGGAUCUGCCCGGAGGCUCCUGCCCCGUCCCUGGACCUGCCAGAGCAGCCCCUCUGGAUCCCUCUGGAUCCCUCUGGAUCCUCGGGAAUGCGCUGUGUUCCCAAAUGCUGGAGGCAGCUGAGCUUUGUGCUGUUUUCCAUGGGAAAAUCCCGGCUCCGUUGUUUUCUCCGUUGGGAAUUUGGACAUGGAAAAUAGGGCGGGAUUAAAGGAUGGAUGCAAGGAUGGAGCCAUGGAUGGAUGGAUGGAAGGAAGGAGCUGGGAAUGUCCAGCUGGAGAAGGGAAGAAUCCAGGGAAUCCUUGGAGCCCCUUCCCGAGCCUAAUGGGGCUCCAGAAGAGCUGGAGAGGGAUUUGGGACAAGGGCUGGAAGGACCUUAAAUCCCAUCCCAUUCCAACCCCGACACUUCCCACUAUCCCAGGGUGCUGCAGGCCCCGUCCAGCCUGGCCUUGGUCCGGGAAUCCCUUUUCCCAAAGGAUGUGGAAUCCCUGGAUGAGCUCCAAGCCAAAUCACCUCGUCUCCCUCAUCCUGGGAAAGGUCAGGAGUGGGAUAGAGCCUUAUUCCAAAGAGAAUCCGGUGUUUCCCGAAUUUGCCGAGCGGAGUCGAUGGAGCAGCAGCGUGGGGGGAUCCCAGGGCAGCGGGAUCCUCCUUUCCCAACCCUCGUUCCCUCUCCAGACCCCGAGGGAAGAUUCCAAGGUGGUGCUGGGGAUCGGGAUCCUCCUCUCCCAGCCCUUCACUCCUUUCCCAGAUCCCACGGGAAGGAGACGAGGUGGUGCCAAAUUCCCACAGGAGCGGGAUCCGCCUUUCCCAGAUCCCAAGGAAAGGAGCCGAGGUCCCAGGGAUCAGGAUCUGCCUUUCCCAGAUCCCAAGGGAAGGAGCCGAGGUCCCAGGGAUCAGGAUCCUCCUUUCCCAGAUCCCGAGGGAAGGAGCCGAGGUCCCAGGGAUCAGGAUCCUCCUUUCCCAGAUCCCAUGGGAAGGAGCCGAGGUGGUGCCAAAUUCCCACAGGAGCAGGAUCCUCCUUUCCCAGAUCCCAAGGGAAGGAGCCGAGGUCCCGUGGGAUCAGGAUCCUCCUUUCCCAGAUCCCAAGGAAAGGAGCCGAGGUAGUGCCAAGGUCUCAUGGGAGUGGGAUCCUCCUUUCCCAGAUCCCGAGGGAAGGAGCCGAGGUCCCGUGGGAUCAGGAUCCACCUUCCCCAGAUCCCGAGGGAAGGAGCCGAGGUCCCGUGGGAUCAGGAUCCUCCUUUCCCAGAUCCCGAGGGAAGGAGCCGAGGUCCCGUGGGAUCAGGAUCCUCCUUUCCCAGAUCCCGAGGGAAGGAGCCGAGGUGGUGCCAAGGUCCCAGGGAUCAGGAUCCUCCUUUCCCAGAUCCCGAGGGAAGGAGCCGAGGUCCCAGGGAUCAGGAUCCUCCUUUCCCAGAUCCUGAGGGAAGGAGCCCAAGUCCCAGAGGAUUGGGAUUCUCCUCUCCCAGUUCCCGAGGGAAGAACCCGAGCUGGUACCAAGGACCCGGGGGAUCGGGAUCCUCCUCUCCCAGCCCCUCUUCCCCUCCCAGAUCCCAAGGGAAGAAUCCGAGGUCCCAGAGGAUCGGGAUCCUCCUUUCCCAUAUCCCAAAGUAAAGACUGGAGGUGAUGCCGAGAUCCCAAAGGAUCAGGACCCUCCUCUGGCAGAUCCCGAGGGAAGAAUCCAAGGUCCCAGAGGAUCGGGAUCCUCCUUCCCGAACCCCUGAGGGAAGGACUGGGGGCGAUGCCGAGAUCCCAAAGGAUCAGGACCCUCCUCUGGCAGAUCCCGAGGGAAGAAUCCCAAGUCCCCGAGGAUCGGGACCCUCCUCUCCCAGCCCCUCCUCCCUCU
Molecule: messenger RNA, 3909 nt
Organism: Corvus hawaiiensis (hawaiian crow)
Lineage: Eukaryota; Metazoa; Chordata; Aves; Passeriformes; Corvidae
Product: basic salivary proline-rich protein 1-like
Exons: 2
Coding region: 2259-3173 (304 amino acids)
Source: RefSeq, a predicted model, not a curated record